AUGAGGCAUCGAAUGUCCGUAGAGUUGCCGAAGUACUGGGAGUAUAUUUUAGAGAAGAGAAUACAUUCACGGUACGGUGUGUUGCGUCGCCGGCUGCUGGUAUGUUGCGUGUGGUGGUGGUCGGCGGUGCUGGUGUUCUACGGCGUGGCGGUGCGCGCGCAUGCGCUGGCGGGCUCGGCGCACGCCAACUACGCAAUGGUGGCGGCGGCGGAGGUGCCCGCGUUGGCGCUCAACACACUGCUGCUGGGCCGCGCCGGUCGCCGCGCCACGCUCGCUGCAGCUCUGCUGCUCACUGCUACAUCACUAACCGCCAUGUCGUUGCUGCCAAUUUCCAAAGGGCGGUGGCGGCUGUCGCUGUACCUGAGCGGCAAGGUGGGCGCGACGAUGACGCUGAACGCGCUGUACGUGUACAGCGCCGAGGUGUUCCCGACGCGUGCGCGCCACAGCCUGCUCGCCGCGUGCUCUGCCGCCGGCCGCGUCGGUGCCGUGCUCGCGCCGCUCACGCCGCUACUGGCGGUGUACGGUGAGUGGGUGCCGACGGCGGUGUUCGGGGCGCUGCCGGUGCUGAGCGCGGCGCUGACGCCGCUGGUGCCCGACACGCUGCACGCGCGCCUGCCCGACUCCUUCGCAGACCUGCAGCGCGCGCCCUCCACCACUGUCUGAAUACCAUCCUCCUCACUCUUGCGUCAAUCCCUCCAUGUUAGGGGUUAUGAGUUGUCUAAGGAUUUUCCGCGCACGAUUUUGUGUCAUCUACUCCAUCUGAAUACCACCACGAGAAAA
This is a messenger RNA of Manduca sexta (tobacco hornworm), 780 nucleotides long. RefSeq names its product solute carrier family 22 member 12-like. The transcript is spliced from 4 exons. The record is from RefSeq and is a predicted model, not a curated record. NCBI's taxonomy places the organism in Eukaryota, Metazoa, Arthropoda, Insecta, Lepidoptera, Sphingidae. The coding region runs from base 1 to 663 and encodes 220 amino acids.